CUCUGGCUCCGUAUUUGGCUCUCGGCUGCUGCGCCCUGACCCUGGCGCCGCUCAGGGAGGUUUCCCUUCACCGUAUAUGGAGAGGCUGCUCGGGAGUGCUGCUGCGGACCUGAAUUAGCAGCAGCACAACAUCUAUUAAAAAGCAGCAACAAGAUGUGUUAGGUUUCUUGGAAGCCAACAAAAUUGAAUUUGAGGAAAAGGAUAUUGCUGCCAAUGAGGAGAAUCGGAAAUGGAUGCGUGAGAACGUCCCUGAAGACAGCCGGCCAGCAAGUGGGAACCCCCUGCCCCCCCGGCUCUUCAAUGACAGCCGGUACCUCGGGGACUAUGAAGCUUUCUUUGAAGCACGAGAGAACAAUGCAGUAUAUGCAUUUUUAGGCUUGACUGCACCACCUGGUUCAAAGGAAGCUGAAGCACUGGCAAAGCAGCAAGCAUGAAUUUCAACUGCCUUAAACGUUCUGUAAAGGGAAUUUCCACAGCUUUUUAUAAAAUAGUACAAUUGUCUCUGCUUCAAGAAACAUAGAUGUGAUUUCUAACAUUUGAUUGGUGCUUGCAGCAUUCACCUAAUACAAAUUUGAACACAAGAUGACAAUGCGAACAUAAAGUUAGAGAGCACGUAGUGUUACUACCAAGUCAGAAGCAUAGGAAAUGAAGCAAUUAGACAUGAAUGAUUUUCACCUAGUUCAAACUGUCAUGAAUUGGCAAUUCAUCCACUUUGUGUAAACUUAAAGAAACUAUUUUAGUACUAAUAAUACAGAUGGGGUUAUACCUAAGGAUCCAAGUAUUUAAAACAUGGAAAACAGCAUCUAAAACCUUGUCAGAUACUAACUUUAGUGCCUGAGUUGCCUCAAAAAUGUUACUGAAUUACACAGUAAUUCUUCAGCGUCUCUUCUGGUUUCAGAUGAAAUUUUAGGCGGUGUUGUGUAGUAUAGCCAUUGUAGUCACUUUUGAAAGUUGUGUUUGUUCUUUUGUAGAGUGGAUAUUUAAGAUUUGUAUUGUAACACACUUUACAGAUGAUGAAAACAGAAA
Messenger RNA from Nestor notabilis (Kea), 1026 nucleotides. RefSeq names its product SH3 domain binding glutamate-rich protein like (gene SH3BGRL). The record is from RefSeq and is a predicted model, not a curated record. NCBI's taxonomy places the organism in Eukaryota, Metazoa, Chordata, Aves, Psittaciformes, Psittacidae. The annotation marks the transcript as partial. Gene Ontology annotation, cellular component: cytoplasm. The transcript is spliced from 4 exons.